Pieris macdunnoughi is the source of this 690-nucleotide messenger RNA. The record is from the annotation of a GenBank genome assembly. NCBI's taxonomy places the organism in Eukaryota, Metazoa, Arthropoda, Insecta, Lepidoptera, Pieridae.
AUGAAUCGUAAUAUUUUAACGGUUAUUAUUCCAAUUGUUUUUGCAAAGUUUGUUCUGUGCACAGUCCACACUGGAUCAGCUCAACCCUUAUUUGAAGAUGAAGUUGGUGUAGAAAGGUAUAUCGUUGAAGGCAGAGUUUUUCCACCGGAACCUAACGAAGCAAGCAAUUGGCAAAUAGACACAAGAAUACAUAUUAAUGGUGGCGAGUAUAUUGGAUUCGUAAAAAAUGACGGGUCAUUCACUGUACACAAUGUACCUUCGGGGUCGUAUGUCGUUGAAAUUGUGCACCCCGACUAUAUGUAUGAGCCCGUCAGAGUAGAAAUUAACUCCAAAGGCAAAAUAAGAGCAAGAAAAGUAAACUACAUUCAGACAUCACAGGUUAUUCAAGUACCCUACCCUCUGAAAAUGAAAUCAGGGUCUCGAUGCAAAUACUUCCAAGCAAGAGAACAAUGGAGAGUUACUGACUUCCUAUUUAACCCAAUGGUCAUUAUGAUGGUGCUGCCUCUAUUCCUUAUUAUGAUUUUACCCAAAAUGAUGAAUGAUCCAGAAACAAAAGAAGACUUAAAGCAAAUUAGUAAUAUGACCAAAAUGUCUGAUUUCCCAGAAAUGUCGGAAUAUAUAACUGCAAUGUUUAGCGGAGGUGCAAAGCCUAGUGCUUCAAAAGCCAAACAAGUCAAGAAAAGGCAGUAA